CGAGACACAAGCUAUUGGAAAAAACGGAAAGAAAAAGAAAAGAUGGCGAAAAACAUUGAAGGGUUUGAAUUCGAGCAGAGUCACGGGAAAGAGAGAGUAAGAGUAGCUCGCGUUUGGAAGAGCAAAGACGGUCAACAACACUUCGUUGUUGAGUGGCGUGUCAGCAUCAACCUCCUUUCCGAUUGCGUCAACUCCUACAUUCGCGAUGAUAAUUCCGAUAUCGUCGCUACUGACACCAUGAAGAACACCGUGUAUGCAAAAGCAAAGGAAUGUUCGGAAAUACUUUCUGUGGAGGAUUUUGCCAUUCUACUUGCCAAACAUUUCACAUCAUUUUAUAAGCAGGUUACCACUGCAAUUGUAAAGAUUGUGGAGAAACCGUGGGAGCGGGUUAGUAUCAAUGGUCAACCUCAUCAACAUGGUUUCAAACUUGGAUCUGAGAAGCAUACAGCAGAGGCAGUAGUAAAAAAGUCUGGUGCACUGCAAUUGACUUCUGGUAUUGAAGGAUUGUCAGUGUUGAAAACAACCCAGUCUGGUUUUGAGGGCUUUAUAAGAGACAAGUAUACAGUACUUCCUGACACACGCGAAAGGAUGCUGGCAACAGAAAUAACUGCCUUGUGGAGGUAUCCAUAUGAAUCAGUAUAUAGCGUCCCUCAGAAGCCUCUUUAUUUUACUGACAAGUACCUGGCUGUGAAAAAAGUUCUGCUUGACACAUUUUUUGGACCUCCAAAAGAAGGAGUCUUUAGUCCAUCAGUUCAAAGCACUCUCUACCAGAUGGCAAACGCGACGAUAAACAGGUUUCCAGACAUAGUUUCUAUUCAACUAAAGAUGCCAAAUAUUCAUUUCAUACCAGUCAAUCUCUCAAACAAGGAUGGUCAGAUUGUAAAGUUUAAUGAUGAUGUGUAUUUACCAACGGACGAGCCACAUGGGUCAAUUGAAGCUAGCUUGUCCCGCAGUCGGUCAAGGAUGUAGAAACUACUAAACCAUCUCAGCUCGUCCCUUCUGGUCAAUUGGUGGUGCAGCUUAUGCUAUGGUGCUCGUCAUAACUUAAGAUAAUGUAAUAAGUGUACAUGGAAGCGGAGAUGUUGCUUUCAAAUAACAUGUGAUAUUAAUGUUAAUACUGGUUUAGUUUUCUUUGCACCAAUGAUCAAAACUGUUGGGUUAUGCAUAAUUUCGAUUUCAGAAAUUCCAACUAAGUCUAGUCUAAUAAGUUCCUUAUGUACAUAAGGGGAGUGAAAUAAUAGAGUUACAGUUUAUGAUA
Vicia villosa (hairy vetch) is the source of this 1258-nucleotide messenger RNA. Its product is annotated as uricase-2. The record is from RefSeq and is a predicted model, not a curated record. The transcript has 8 exons. Gene Ontology annotation, molecular function: urate oxidase activity. Lineage: Eukaryota; Viridiplantae; Streptophyta; Magnoliopsida; Fabales; Fabaceae. Gene Ontology annotation, biological process: purine nucleobase catabolic process; urate catabolic process. Gene Ontology annotation, cellular component: peroxisome. The coding region runs from base 43 to 969 and encodes 308 amino acids.